UGAGAAAUAUUUGAAUAUUUCUAAGAAAAUAAGUUGUUUGUCUUUCUUUUGAAAAUUUGAAAUGGACAAGCGUACUUUUAUUUUCAGAGUAAGUAAAUAGUAUACAACAAAAUAGUUUUACUGUCAGGUUGUAGUUAUUUCUCUCGCGAGAUCUGGAAAAGAGCUGGUUACUUGUUUCUCUCGCGAGAUUUGACAACACUGCGCGCGAACCAAACACGGCGAGGAUAAAGCAAGAUGGCGUCUGACGUUAUUGCAGUCGUCACAGUUCAGUGUUCCUAAUCUGUGCUGCCAUGCACACAAAUAUGUCCUUUAUUAGACUCUAGUAAAUAGAGUAAACAUCGUCAAUAACUGUUUGCAUCCGGUUAUAUUAGUCUGAGCGCACUUUGAUUCUUCUCGGGCUAGCAUAGCUUGCUAGUUAGCUUAGCUUGUUAGCUGCUAACAAAGAGAGGCGGAAGUGAUCAAAACACAUCGCUAAGCAGAGAUCAAGUGUGAGUGUAAAGUGUUGUGAUUUUGUGAAAAUGUGCGAAAGAACGAUAGCAGAGUACGAGGCGGAACUUUGUCCAACACAAGAGGAGAAGGGGCGACAACAACAAAAACAUCAAGUUGUGUUACACAGAACAGACAUCCAUCAGCUGAUUGAACACCAAGAAGAAUGUCUCCCUCAUCUGCAGGGGGACAGUUUCACUUUAGAGGAUCCACAGCCCUCACAUUUUAAAGAGGAAGAGGGGGGAGAGUGUCCUGUAGGGCAGGAGGAGGGGGAUCUCAGCAAGUUUCCACUGACUGUUGUCUUUGUUAAGACUGAAGAGCAUGAAGACAAACCACCUGAGUCCUCACAGCGUCAUCACAGUCCAAACGUUGAAGAAGAACCUCUACCCCAUGAGCAGGAGGAACCACAGUCCCCCCACAUACACAAGGAAGAAGAGGCACCACAUUACCAACACAUUAAAGAGGGAAGAGAGGAGCCACAGCCUCCCCACAUUAAAGAGGAGGACGAGACGCCACAGAUCCAUAAUGUUAAACUGAAACUUCACAUUAAAGGGCUAGCGGAGGGCCCACUGAUCUUACAUAUCAAAAAGGAAGAGGAUGAUCCACUGACACCUCACAUUAAAGAGGAAGAGGAGGACCCUCUGACCCCCUACUUUAAAGAGGAAGAGGAGGACCAAGAGCUGUUGCACAUUAAAGAGGAAGAGGAGGAACACCACAUCAGUCAGCCUAAAUGGUUAGAGGAGUUCCCAGUGACUGGUGUCCCUGUGAAGAGUGAAGAUGAUGAGGUCAGAGGUGAAAGUGAGGAGAGGGGAGGGGGGGAGCCUCCAAGCAGCAGCUCAACACAACACAUGACAACAGAAGCUGAUGGAGACCACUGUGGAGGAUCACAAGCAGACAAGCUCUUAGCUCCACUAUCAGAUAGUGAGGACACAACGUCACACUCUCCUGACACUGAUGAUGAAGACUCUAAAGAUGAUAAGACAUGUCACACUGACAACACACACUUCACAUGUUCUCACUGUGAAAAAACCUUUAAAUACCAUCAUCUUCUGAAAACACACAUGAGAAGACACACUGGAGAAAAAACAUUUAUAUGUUCAAUCUGUAGUAAAGGUUUUGUAGAAAGUCGGUAUUUAAAAGUACACAUGAGAACACACACUGGUGAAAAAACUUUUUCCUGUUCAAUUUGUGGUAGAGGUUUUACACGAAGUCAAUAUUUGAAAGUACACAUGAGGACACACACUGGUGAAAAACAUUUUUCUUGCUCAGUAUGUGGUAAAGGUUUUACACGAAGUCAAUAUUUGAAAGUACACAUGAGAACACACACUGGUGAAAAACAUUUUUCCUGUUCCAUCUGUGGUAAAGGUUUUGUAGAAAGUCGCAAUUUGAAAAGACACAUGAGAACACACACGGGUGAAAAACCUUUUGUCUGUUCAAUCUGUAGUAAAGGUUUUGUAGAAAGUCGCAAUUUGAAAAGACACAUGAGUACACACACGGGUGAAAAACCUUUUGUCUGUUCAAUCUGUAGUAAAGGUUUUGUAGAAAGUCGCAAUUUGAAAGUACACAUGAGAACACACACUGGUGAAAAAUAUUUUGUCUGUUCAAUCUGUGGUAAAGGUUUUACACAAAGUCAGAAUUUAAAAGAACACAUGAGAACACACACUGGUGAAAAACCUUUUGUCUGUUCAAUCUGUGGUAAAGGUUUUAAAGAAAGUCGACAUUUGAAAAUACACAUGAGAAUACACACUGGUGAAAAACCUUUUGUCUGUUCAAUCUGUGGUAAAGGUUUUAAACAAAGUCGACAUUUAAAAAUACACAUGAGAAUACACACUGGUGAAAAACCUUUUAUCUGUUUAAUCUGUGGCAAAAGUUUUGUACAAAGUCCCCAUUUGAAAGUACACAUGAGAACACACACUGGUGAAAAACCUUUUUCUUGCGCAGUAUGUGGUAAAGGUUUUGUUCUAAGUAAACAUUUGAAAGUACACAUGAGAACACACACGGGUGAAAAACCUUUUGUCUGUUCAAUCUGUGGUAAAGGUUUUACACAAAGUCAGAAUUUAAAAGAACACAUGAUAAAACACACUGGUGAAAAACCUUUUUCCUGUUCAACCUGUGGUAAAGGUUUUACACAAAAUCAGAAUUUGAAAAAACACGCUAGAACACACCCUUGUUAAAAAUCAUAUUCCUGUUUAAUCUGCAACAGAAGUUUUUGUCAUCGAUCAAACCUUGUUAGACACAUGAGAAGACACCCAGGAGAGAAAGUGUUGAGUUGCAGUGUGUGUGGUGAAAUAUUCUCUUCUAAGUACCAGUGUAAGAAACACAAGUGUGCUGGUGAGAAGAGCAGCAGCAAAUGAAACUGCAGGAUUUGAAACAGACUGUCAAGACUUUAAUUUUGACUUUCUAACAACACCAGCACAUAUAACAUAUGUGACAUUGUUGUUUGUGGAACAAUCUGUUUAAUAUGCUUCUGCAUUUAUAGAUUAGAUAUUGAUAUUAGUGCUUUUUUCAGUCAAGCAUAUGCAUCAAUAUAGGUGAGAGUAAACAGUAAAAUACAUAUUUUACAUGCAAUAAACAUUUUGUGUGUAUGUACACACACACACACACACACACACACAUAUAUAUAUAUGUGUAUAUAUAUACAUCAUUUAUAUAUAUAAAAAAAAAAAAAAUAUAUAUAUAUAUAUAUAACUUCUAAUUGUUAAUAAUCCCAUAGAUUAGCACCUUUAUAUGAUAUACAUAUUUACUGGUUCACAUCUGAAACACCUUCUGGACCACUUCAGGAAGCAUAUUAUUAUUUACUUUAUACAUCAUUUGAACAGUUGUCUUUCAUACCAUUUUAAAAUGUGUGACUUUUUGAAUCAUCUAUUGGGUCUCUUUAAUCUAGUUUAAUCAUCAUCGUUAUUACUCUGUAUUAUGAUGAUUGUGUUGUGAUUGUUUUAUAUGUAUGUCCCCAGACCUUUAUGCAAUAUAAAAGUGAGAGAAAAUGGCACAAAAAAAAUUGUGAAAGGAUGGUUUUGUUUUUACAAACUUACAUUUGUGGAUACAUCAAAUAAAUCCAGUAUUGCGUUUUAAACAUUUUUUUAAUGUUUUUUUUCCUUUUUCAACAUCCCCAAAACAACAUCAAUAUAAGUCAAAGUUUAAAGUGUCAGGCAAAAGCCAAUAUUGUACAUCAUCCCACAGAGAUUUACUUUGCAUACAUUCUUAAAAUAAACUAUUUAUUGUGUUUCCCA
Messenger RNA from Nerophis ophidion (straightnose pipefish), 3716 nucleotides. Its product is annotated as oocyte zinc finger protein XlCOF6-like. The coding region runs from base 519 to 2660 and encodes 713 amino acids. NCBI's taxonomy places the organism in Eukaryota, Metazoa, Chordata, Actinopteri, Syngnathiformes, Syngnathidae. The record is from RefSeq and is a predicted model, not a curated record. The transcript is spliced from 3 exons.